GCCGACCUUUGGCACCUUGCAUCACCACAUCAGCCGACGUACCAUGUCCGAGUACGUCGCCCCCCUUCCGCAUGUGCGUGUGCCAUCAAGCGAUGUCUCCCACGUGUAGGGCGUAUAGCCAGCAGAAACUGCGAGAUGAGCAGGUAAAGGAGACGAUCAAUCAGAAGCUCAUCGAAUCUGGCGAGAAAGAACGGUUGAAGGAGAUCCUGCGUCAUAAGCUCAUCGAAUGCGGGUGGCGCGAUGAAAUGCGCAUGUAUUGCAAGGACCUCAUCAAGACAAAGGGUAUCGAUCAAAUCACGGUCGACGAUCUCGUGGAAGAAAUCACCCCGAAAGGAAGAUCAUCCGUGCCGGACUCCGUCAAGGCGGACAUGCUGGAGCGCAUUCGCCUCUUCUUGGAAUCCUCGUCGUAAUCUCUCCGUUAACAUUGUCAACUCCAUCCGUUAUCCUCGUGGCGAAUCUGCCACUGGGAUAUCCAGCGCGACAACAAACCGACAUAAUAAUGGCAUCGCCGACACGUCACUCUCGG
Messenger RNA from Aphanomyces invadans, 526 nucleotides. RefSeq lists its product as hypothetical. Gene Ontology annotation, biological process: regulation of transcription by RNA polymerase II; poly(A)+ mRNA export from nucleus; positive regulation of DNA-templated transcription. Gene Ontology annotation, molecular function: chromatin binding; transcription coactivator activity. The record is from RefSeq and is a predicted model, not a curated record. The coding region runs from base 72 to 410 and encodes 112 amino acids. Gene Ontology annotation, cellular component: nuclear pore; SAGA complex; DUBm complex. NCBI's taxonomy places the organism in Eukaryota, Oomycota, Saprolegniomycetes, Saprolegniales, Verrucalvaceae. The transcript has 4 exons.